Nematostella vectensis (starlet sea anemone) is the source of this 3671-nucleotide messenger RNA. RefSeq lists its product as uncharacterized. Bases 146 to 2536 code for a protein of 796 amino acids. The transcript is spliced from 3 exons. The record is from RefSeq and is a predicted model, not a curated record. Lineage: Eukaryota; Metazoa; Cnidaria; Anthozoa; Actiniaria; Edwardsiidae.
AGUUUUAACGGUUGCAUGCUGGGUGGUCGCACAUCGCGUUCACGACGGCAAAGAGUUCUUAUGUCUGUGUAGAAGAAGAGGGCUUUCAUGAAAUUUUUAAAUUACCAACCGAAAACAGCUCCUUCUCGUUGCCACGUUUACUAACAUGGAGGUCUUCUCGGCCGAGGAUGUCAAGCGCUUGUUAUGGAAGAAACUCGUAGUGGUAAUAGGAGAUUCAAUUCAGCGUUGCAUUUACAAGGAUCUGGUCGCUUUGUUGACACCGGAAAAACAUGGAGGAUAUUUGUCAAGCAAAGAGCUCAAAACCAAGGGGGAGCCUGAGUUUCUGCAAGACAAACUUCUAGAAGGUGGACAGAUGGGUGAAAUGCGUAAUGGCAUCAACUAUCGAGAGGUCAGAAUCUUUGACAAUCAGUAUUCUGUAAUUAAAUUCUACUUUGUCACUCGCUGCUAUUCGGAAUACAUGGAGGAAGUGUUAGAGGAACUGAAGGCCAUUCAACCACAUGUGGUGAUUAUGAACUCUUGCCUGUGGGAUAUUCAUCGUUAUGGCCCAUACGGGUCUGCUGACUAUGCACAAAAUCUCCACAGACUGAUGGACGGAAUGAACAGUUCUCUGCCCUCAGAUGCCAUAUUUAUAUGGAAUUCAGCAUUGCCGCUGAGCUCCAAAUGCAAGGGGGGUUUCCUUCUUCCCCUUUAUGACACUAUUCCAUCUAUAGAGAUACUUGAGGCCAAUUUUGUGGCCCGUGAUAUCAUCCUUUCUAAUUGUCGAAUCUUUCUAGAUCUUCAUCUGUUUUUUAGCAACUAUCUCGAUUACAGGGCAGCUGAUGGCGUCCACUGGAACCAUGUUGCACAUCGAAUAAUCUCUAAUUUGAUUCUGUCGAAGAUCAAAUGGAGUAUCCUUGUUGCUCGGAAAAUGAUAAGGUCUGGUUCCAGUGGGAUGCUGACUUUACCCUCUAGGCUAACUUCUCUUCCCAGGCACAAUUCCUUUGGCUCGUACUCCGCACUUGAGGAUAGAUAUGAUGGCCCUUGCUUCACCUCGCCCGAGAUUGAUAACCGAUACUUCCCAGAUGAUGGCUUGGUUGAUUUUGAUACCUAUAGGAAGAGAUUUCAAUGCCUGAGCAGCAAAGUGCUGAGUCUAAACUCUACUGAAUCAAGUCCUGUGAUCACUAAAACUAGCACUCCUGUUGUUUCCAGCACCACGAAUAGGCUUGUAGGCUUAAAAGCGCCUGUUUAUCACAGCUCACCUAUAGAGUCGAAUACGAAUGCUACAUUCGUAAAGACCGUGCCUUUAGCAAAGGAAGAGAACUUUGAUGAUCUUCCUAUAUCCGCUGUCUUUGAAUCCUCAGUAGAUGCCAAGUCUAACAGUGAUCUUGUUUCGAUCAAAAUGGAGGAUAUCUCAUCAUAUGACAAAGACCUGGUGCACUCCAACGACACGUCCACGAAGGAAGAACAUCACAUUCAUGACCAGCAUUACAGUAAGUGGUAUGAAACGCAUCAGUCUGCUGAGCUUCAAAAGGAUGCAGAAAGAGUCAAAGAAAGCAUUAAGGUAGAGCUAUUAGAUGACGACCUCCGCAAUGAAAUCAAGCGAUGCAACAGUUUACGCAAGGAACUUGAACAAUGUGACCAGUUGCGCAUUACAGAAGAACAAUCUAUCGAUUUACGCAAGGAGAUUGAACAUUGUGACAAGCUGCUCACUGCAAAAGAACAGUCUAUCGAUUUACGCAAGGAGAUUGAGCGUUCAAGAAGCUUAAAGAGGGAAAGGGAAGAUGUAAAGCAAGAACAGGACAGCCCACUGAAAAAGCGACUGGGGAAUUGUUCUGUGACUCCUGUCAGCCAAGGUGUGUCUCCUAGGAGCAUCGUGAGCAACGUGGAUCGAUCAAGGAGUGUUAGGCUCGAGACCAGACAUGAACACUGCGACGAAAAUGGAACUUCGCACUCACAGAAGUGUAAGCAACAGGCUUCAAUAGAAGAUAGACGCUUAGCGCGGGACGGAAGAGGUGUGAAACGAAAGGCUGAUAAUAGUGAAGUCUACAAUGAGCCUAACUCUAGAGAGAGGAAGAAUGCGCGUGUGGACACGAACGAUAGGAAUUCUCAUUAUGAGAGGUCUGACUCUCACAGAGAUCAUAGAGGUGUGGACACGAACGAUAGGAAUUCUCAUUAUGAGAGGUCUGACUCUCACAGAGAUCAUAGAGGUGUGGUCACGAACGAUAGGUAUUCGUAUUACGGGAGGUCGGAUUAUCAGAGAGAUCACCGAGGUCUACGACGUUCGGAUAGCUACCCAAAGGCUCAAAAUAACAGAAAUAGCACCCAUGGGGGCAAAGGACGAUUUGCUUCAGCCAAGGCUAAAACAUCCGUCAAGCUUUCUUCAGUUGUCUCUAAGGUCUCCUCUGUGAUCAGCAACAUCCGAAGGCCAACCUCCAGGUCGCAUAGGGGAGGGAAAUCUGCGAAGGCCUGCGAUAAACUUGAUCGUCGUGAUAGACAAUACAGUAGUGGUACCAUAAAUGCACAGUAUAUGUAUUACGGCGGAUUUCGUUAUUAUUAGCGUUUAUGUGCUUCAUACAAACGAUAAGACACUUCGGCAGUUUCGGUGAAAUGACACGUGACUUCUGCAAUUCUUGACGGAAUGAUAGGAGACUUCUUUUGUGCUCGACGGAGGACCAAGUAACCUCUACUGUUCUUAGAGAAUGGCAUGCAACGAACGAGAAGUAGAUUUUUUUUAUUGACGGGAUUGAAGAACGUGAUAAUCAAAGUCGCUUGUUAUGUCAAGAAUCGCGGAAAUCACGACGGAAAUUUAAUUCUGAAUGAAAUAAUACAAGACUGAGUUAUAUGACUGAAAAUCUGGUCAACUGACUAUACCGAGUGCCUGAUUGUGCUGCAAAUGACUAUCAUACAAAAGCAGAUCGUACGUAACACAGUGAAUCCAUGCGUACUGUCAUCGAAUCCAGGCUUAAGUCAACUCAACUCGGUUGAUAACAAGGCCGAUCAAGCGAAAUCGAGCUCAGACCUUGCGGACCCUCUGGAAACAAGGUGAAUCCGAGUUUGUCUAGGAGCUCGGGAUGUUUUUAUUGUUGACAUUUUUUUAGCUGAUAACGUAACAUCUAGUGGUAUUUCAUUGGGAUGAUUGACUAGUUUGAUAAAUAUCACACAGCUGAGACAGGACUCAAACCUUCUGUACUUAUGGCAUAAGACAUGUUGCCACAAACAAAUUGAACGCGCGUUGAAGUGGCUAGAGUUUUUCCGUUUGAUUUAUUAUGUUGUUUUCUGUCCCAGCAGCAAAGAAAUGAUGAACUCUGAAAGUGUAUUAUGUAAGAGGCGACCAUUUAACUUUAGGGUGGUUUUCAGGAAUAUAUCUCCUGUAGCUUAUUUACAAAGGGGAAAAACACGAGUAUAAGGUUAAUGAAACAAAUGUAAAGUGCCACAAAAAAUAAUAAUGGGGAAAACUUCAUGCAUUUCUACCCCUCCCCCCUUUUUUACAUAUGCUAGCUAUGGGUAAAAGAAAAAAAAUACUCCAACCCUCCCACCCACGUCUUAAAAGUCAAGUGGUCCGCCUGUAGUGGAAAAGAUCUUCAGGUAUUCACUUUCUUAAAUCGUGUUUAGUUCUAAUGAGUUGUGUUUUUUAUAGAACAAGUUGGUGUCAGUUAACGCAUUUUAAAAAUAAAUAAAAUGAAUACUCUAAA